UAAUGCCUCCUUUAAUGAUAACUUUGUUGACCUUAGUUACUUGUGUUAAAUAAAUUCAUUUGAAUUUGAGUACUGUAGUUGUUUGUAUCCUCCAUCUCUACUGGCUAAAUUUUUCUUGAUCUGCUUAUUUCUAUUGUCCUUUCCAAUUUCUUAGUCUCGGUGGUCUUUUAUCUUACUGAGUAUCAGCUACUCUGCUAUAGAGUAUGCGCGCUCAUAAGAGUUUUUAGGGAGUCUGUGUGCUCUGAACCUAGUUUUCUUUGAACGAAUGCUGAUGUAGAAUUAAAGCCAUAUUGGUAGUAACAAUGAGAGCUGUAGUGAAGUGAAGAUGUCUAUGAGAAACACUUUGCGAUUUGGGUAGUUGUAAGUUGUAUUUGUUUUGAAGUUAGGUGGUUUGUCACUUUGUCUCAAUUGUUUUUUUUUUAUUGAAGAUGGAUAUAACAGAGCAUUAACAUUAAAUAAUACUCUGUCGCUGCUGUCUGAAGUGUUCUGACAGACAAUUGGAGACAUGUUUUUAUUAUCUAUUUUAGGUUAUAUGAUAUCUAAUUCAUUAUUCUUUACUGAUCACCAUAACCCAGAUGUAGAUCUAGUUAAUGUUAUUGCUGUUGACCCCAUAUCUUAAAUCUAGCGCCCUGAAGUUUACCUGUAUCAUCAAAGUUUGCUUGUAGGAACCAGAUUAUGCCAUCAUCUUGUGUUCUGUUUUUCAUUUUCUUCCCGGAAUCUAAACAUUUCCACUUGCGAGGUCCCGAUUUUUGUAAACUAAUCAUCAUAUAUCAUGCAUUGAAGUGAGUUUCUUUUCCUGUAUACACAAGUUUUAUGUGGUUCUGAAAUUUUAGCAUGAGUUAUAAUCUGUUUUUUGAGAGAGGAGUGUUGGAAGAUAGUAGUAUAAUCUUUUAUAUGCAGUACCUAGUAAAGACCUGAAAUUUCGAGAACUGACCAGACCAGAUGACCCACAACUUGGUUUUUUAUGUGGUAUGUUCUCAACUAAAUGGAUUAAGUUGUCGAGAAUAUAAACAAGCUAAUAUUGUAUAAGCAGUAUUUUGAAUGAUUGAACUAAUUUUUUUGUGCAGAAGGGUAGUUAUCGUGGAUAUCCCUAUUCUUCCUUUAAUCAAUUGACUGUAGUCACCAUCGCAAUUAUUUUUUCCUGCUGAAGAAUUUUCAAGAAUCGGCUGCUGGUCCAGCGGGAUUUGUCUGGUUUGUAGGUUUGAACUGUUAAUGGCUUUGGAGAUGGGGUGAGUGGGCUCUUGAUGGUAUGCCUUUACCCUCACCUCUUUUGUUCUCAGCCUAAUAUAUUCCUACACCAAUUAUGUUGUGUGAUGUGACAAUAGAUAGGGAGGGAGUGCUUGUGAUGUUAAGAUCAGAAAUGGGUGGAAAGGACAUAUUUUAUUUAUUUACUUUUUAAUCUUGAGAGAGGAAUUUUCAUAGCUUUGCUUUUGCAGUCUAUGAGAAUCUGGUCCAUUCCCCUUUCUUUGUUUUGCACUGGGGUUGGAAUAAGAUUCUAAAACGGAUUGCACUUCAAUCCCGAUGGCUUUCACAUCUCCCUGUCCCAAAGUAUUGGUGGUCCUAGUAGAGUGGUAGAGAACACACCAAGAUCAAUUUUAUACCUCUCAUAAAAAUUAAGCCAUGCUUGUGAUUGCCAAUGAAACAAGGCUAUUAACUUUUCUUUUGAUUUGUUAACCGAUUGAGUUAUGUCCCGAGAGCGAGGGCUUUCUAUUGACUAUCCCUUAGCAUCAAUGUUUCCGGGAGAGAGUAGGCACUGAGGCCAACUUCAUACUUCUAUUGUAGGAAUCAAACCAUGCACUCUCUGAUUGCCAUUGAAACGGAGCUAUUAACGUUUCUUUUGAUUUGUCAACCGAUUGAGUUAUGCCUUGAGGGCAAGGGCUAGGGUAGGAACAAAUUCUAAAAAUGAUUACACCUCAAUCUCAAUGGUCCUUAUUUCUGUCCCAAAGCAUUGGUAUUUUUGGUAGAGAAAGGCAUUGAGACCAAUUUCAUAACUCCCCUACCCCACAUCUUAUGACUGUCAGCGAAAUAGAGCUAUUAAUUCUUAUUUGAGUUGUCAACUAAUCGAGUUAUGUCUUGAGGGCGAUGGAUGGGGGUUGGAAUAGAUUCUGGUUUUGAGUGAAAUAACAUCACCAAGCACCUGUCAUUCUCACCACCCUUGAGGGCUCAGAGUUGCAGACCUCAAUGAUAAAGGUUUUCUGGUUCUUUACCAUGUUCUAUCAGAGUCAUGAACCUAUUGGAAAUGUACUUGUGGGGUUAACAUGAAGUUGUCCGACUGCCAUCAACAACUUUUGGUCAUUAAGCUUUCAUCUUUAAACAACAACAGUGAUGUUAUCCACGGAGUAUCUAUCUAUCUAUCUAUCUAUCUAUCAUGAACAAUAGAUUUGGGCAUUUUAUGACCCUGUGCAUUGCAUGCUGACCAGGGUUUUUAGCCCCUUUCAGUUUCCACGUUUUUCUAUGUGCUUCUGUGUUGUGUUCUCUGCAUUGUUUACUUGUGUUGGUUGGGAGUUUGGUUCUUGAUUUCAACAAUACUGAUAUGGUUCAUGGACUAGACUGAAAACAAGUAGGAUAUGUUUUUAGUGUUGGUGUUGUAAUUCAAUGCUAUUGGGUUAGGCCCAUUAAGAUUAGUAUAUGGAUUAAGGCCAAUAAAUCCAUGCCAAAUUGUCAAUAUUUCAAGGUUUAGUCCAUCCUAGAUUCCUAGGUAGUUGCGGGUUUCUCGGGUUGCAAAGAAAGAAAGAAAGAAAGCUACAAACUUGAUAUAGCAAAUAUAUGAUACGGAGUACUACUUAAUUCAUUAAAUCCAAAUAGCUUUGCUUCUAAUGAAAAACACUGAUUUUUUUUUUAUUUAAAAAAACGUGGUUGUAUUUUCGUAAACAAUUGAACAUCGAAGUGCAAGUAGCAAUUUUAUACAGUGUACUAAGUGCAAGUAAAAUGUAUUACAAGUGCAAGUAAAAUGUACAUUGAGUAUCAAUAUUAAGCGCAUUUAACGAUAUAACUAGUUGCACCUAACGGUAUAAUUAGUUACUCCUAAGCGCACAAAUGUUAUCAUGGUAAAUUACUUGCACUUGUAAAUAAAAAUAGGUGCACUUGUAAGUGAUUCUACUUGCUCUUUUUUACUUGCAAAUGUGCACCAACUACUUGCACUAAUAACACAUUUACUUCGAGGUAUUUACAAAAAUGUCACCGCGUCGUUUUUUAAAAUUACAUCAUUCUUAUUUCUCUCCUGAGCACCCGUUCUGAUUAGAGGUUGAAUAUGUCCAGUUAUUAUGUCUCAUAAUUACUCAAAUACUUUCAAGAGUAAAUGGCAAUAUAUGAAAUUUUACACACUAGCCUUCAAUGCAUUAGUUUAGCGGGUGGAAUUAACGUCUCAUUCAAUACUUGUUUUCAGUAAGGUAGUAUUCAAUUCCUUGAUUCCUUUCACAAGCAUAGUGUGACAAUGGCUUCUUAUCAACAUAUAUUGUUUUUCUGUAGCGUUAGAAGCUGUUGCUAGUUCUUUUGCAAUAGCUGUAUUAUAAUAGAAUACUAUAAGUGUGAGCUUGGGAUUUGAGUUUAAGUUGGCUUUUUAUGCCCAAAAAAUGUACUCCUAUUAAAUUAGUGGAUUUAUAAACUUUAAGAUAUAAUUUAACAACUUUAAAAAAUCUAGAUUAUCACAUGUCAAAAAUCUUGUGGUCAACAUAAUUAUAGACCUCCUACACAAGAGAUCACAAGUUUGAAUUAAGUCAGUGAGACAUAUACUACAUUAUUACAACAGUUACUAAAAAAAUUGUACAAGAAGGAAGUACAGGCAGCCCAAAAUAUAGGCAUGCAAAUUUAUAUUAGAAUGUGGUGGUAGUAUGUACCACCUGUAAGUUGUUUUUUGAAGUGUUUCCCUAAUCCUCUCAACACGUAUCAACCCAUCUGUCCUCCACCGCUAUUCAUGAAUCAUCCCUCUCAUAGUCUCGUGCACGCCGCAGAUAUAAAACCACAUUCCAUUCCACAACAUUUCCACACAUAAACAUCGUACGUCUUCUCUGUUAGUUGAAAUUGAAGCUGAAUAUACAUUAUUAGUUAGUGUCUAAUUAUAAUAAUGAGCCAGCAACAAGCCAGAAGGCCGGAGAGCGGUGGCCAAGAGCCCAUCAAAUACGGAGACGUGUUUGAUGUCUCCGGCCAACUCGCAGCCAAACCCAUAACCCAGCAAGACGCCGCCGCCAUGCAGUCCGCCGAGAACACCGCGUUUGGGCAGACGAUUAAGGGCGGCCCCGCCGCUGUCAUGCAAUCAGCAGCCGCGCGUAAUGUCAGGAAUGCCCGUGUUGACCCCGACAACGUCACCGACGUUGUCACAGAACAGGGCGUUUCUGUUAAAGAAGAUGACGUUAUUGCCGGCCACACUUUCGUCACUGAAGCCGUCGGUGCAGAUGUUGUGGGGCAAUAUAUACGACCGCCGGCGGAGGAGAAGACGCUGUCGCCGCCACCCCCGACGCCGGUUUUUGUGAGCGAUGGUAUAACCAUCGGAGAAGCGCUAGAGGCGACAGCAAUUUCCGCCGGAGACAAGCCCGUGGACCAAAGCGACGCGGCCGCAAUACAGGCUGCGGAAGUGAGAGCUACCGGCUUAGGGCAGAUUUUGCCGGGAGGAGUAGGAGCCGACGCCCAACGCGCAGCAGAUAUCAACUCUAGAACUACAAGAGAUGAGUUCAAAACAAAGAUCGCCGAUGUCCUCACGGAUGCGAGUUGGAAGAUGGGGGAUGAUAAGCCGGUGACGGUGGAAGAUGCUGCCGGAGUUGUGAAUGCCGAAGCAAGAAACAAAGAGGACCUCGCCACACAUCCGGGCGGCGUGGCGGCUUCCAUGGCGGCGGCCGCCGGAAUCAAUCAAGAAACCGCCUUUAAUAUCACCGUGUAAUAUAAUGCUAGUAACCUCCCUACGUACUACUAUAACUACCCACAUAUGCAUGCCUAUGUACGUGUGUACCACAAGUUUGUUUUUUGUUGUUAAAACUAGUAAAUAUCGGUCGUAUGGUAGUCAAUCUUCAUGCAAUGUAAGCGUGUAAUUAAUAUGAAUAUAUAUAUCGAAAAUUUUCGGAUUUUCAAACAAA
Ipomoea triloba (trilobed morning glory) is the source of this 5066-nucleotide messenger RNA. Its product is annotated as late embryogenesis abundant protein D-34. Lineage: Eukaryota; Viridiplantae; Streptophyta; Magnoliopsida; Solanales; Convolvulaceae. The record is from RefSeq and is a predicted model, not a curated record. Bases 4064 to 4873 code for a protein of 269 amino acids. The transcript is spliced from 3 exons.